Molecule: messenger RNA, 1405 nt
Organism: Rhizophagus irregularis DAOM 181602=DAOM 197198
Lineage: Eukaryota; Fungi; Glomeromycota; Glomeromycetes; Glomerales; Glomeraceae
Source: RefSeq, a predicted model, not a curated record
ACAUAAAGCUGAUAUGGAAGAAUUUAAGCUCAGUGAUGAUGUAUUUGAGCAAAUAAAAGAUUUUAACCCUUGGAUAUUAACAGAUGAACAAAAAUUGUUAAUUGAUAAGCUAAUAUUAAAUGAAGAAUUAAAAGAACGUUAUAAAAAUAAUGGUUUAUGCAAAGAUUGUAAGCAGCCUAAAAUUACUUUGAAUUGGUGUCAAUGUAAAUUUCAACAAAAUUUCAAAAAUUGGACUAGUGGAAAUGAUGAAGUUGAUAAGUUUAUUCAAAAAAUACAACUUAAAGCUACAGAAUUUAGGGAAAUAUUAGAGUGGAUUGAAUAUGAUAGAUUUGAAAAUGUUGAAUAUUUGGCCAAAGGAGGAUUUGGAACUAUUUAUAAAGCAAUUUGGAAAGAUGGAUGUAUAGAAAAUUGGGAUUCUGAAAAUAAUCAAUGGAAGAGAAUAAAAACUUGGGUAAGCCAUAAAAAUUUUCCAGUUGCUCUAAAAUGUUUACACAAUUCUCAGAAUAUUACAUCCGAAUUUUUAAGAGAAAUUGAAUCACAUAAUACAAUUGUUUCAGAUUAUGUAACUCGAUGCUUUGGCAUUACUAAAGAUCCAGAAUCUAAUAAUUUCAUGAUGGUAAUAGAAUAUGCAAAGGAAGGUAGUUUAAGACAAUAUUUAAAUAAUAUAUUUAAUUCAAUGAAAUGGGAAGAUAAGUUGGACAAUUUAGUAAAAAUUGCAGCUGGCCUCAAAUCUAUUCAUGAAAAAGGAUUAAUUCAUCAUGAUUUUCAUUGUGGUAAUAUGUUAAAAGGUGGUAAUUAUACUAUUAUUACUGAUUUAGGAUUAUGCCAACCAGCAAAUGUAAAAUCUUCUCAAAAUAAUGAAUGUGAAAAAAAAGUAUAUGGAGUAUUACCUUAUGUAGCGCCUGAAGUUUUAAGAGGAGGAGAAUAUACUCAAGAAAGUGAUAUUUAUGCAUUUGGAAUUAUUGCAUAUGAAGUCUGUACAGGGCUUCCUCCUUAUCAUGAUAUUGCUCAUGAUAAAUUCUUAGCUAUUAGCAUUUGUCAAGGGGUUAGACCAAAAUCUAAUUAUAAAAUACCUCAGCUAAUUUUGGACAUAAUUAAACAAUGUUGGGAUGCAGAUCCUUCAAAACGACCUAAAGCACAAGAGUUAUAUAAGUUAGUAGAUAAUUUAUAUGAUCAUGGUUUUGCAAAAUAUAAAGGUGAAAUAAUCAAAAAGCAAGCUGAAGAAGCAGAUAAAAUUAAUGAGAAGUUUACUUCUACUUCAUUACCAUAUAAUGGUACUACUCUUUCAUAUACUACAAAUCCUCAAGCAGUUUACACGAGUAGGCUUUUAAACUUUAAAAAUCUUCCAGAACCAAAAAAUGCUAUUGAUAACAAAGUUGAUGUUGGAGAAUAUUCAGGUAAUUAA